This is a messenger RNA of Camelina sativa (false flax), 684 nucleotides long. The record is from RefSeq and is a predicted model, not a curated record. NCBI's taxonomy places the organism in Eukaryota, Viridiplantae, Streptophyta, Magnoliopsida, Brassicales, Brassicaceae.
AUGUCAGAGAUUCAAGAAUCCUUUGCGCUUCAGAAGAGAGCAUUCAUAAGAGUGGUGCUUGUCACAUUUAAUAAAGGAGAAGGUCAUCUGAAUCGGAUUUUUGGACUCAGCCAGUACGGGGAGAUCAAGCAGUGGGACAGAAAUAAGUGGAGAGUACUCAGAAAGAUGGCUGAUCAUAAAUUCGCUGACAUUAUAGUUCACAAAGGACUAAUGUAUGCCUUGGAUACUCAAGGCAUUGUGUGGUGGAUUAAUUCUCGUCUUGAAAUAUGUAUGUACGGACCUCCAGUUGAUGAUAACAUCACAUACAGCGAGCCCGGAGACAAGAGCUUUGUGGAAUGCUGCGGUGAGCUUUACAUUGUCGACCGAAUUUGUAACAGACAAGCUGGCGUCUAUUUUCCCAAUGCUGAAACAGUCGGUUUCAAAGUUUAUAAGUUUGAUGAGGAGCUAGGACAAAUGAUGGAGGUUAAGUCUUUGGGAGACAAAGCAUUUGUGCUGGCUACCGACACUGGUUUCUCGGUUUUGGCUCAUGAGUAUUACGGAUGUCUUCAGAACUCUAUUUACUUCAAAGACGGCGAGAAAGAGCUUAAUGUGUUUAAGCUAGACAAUGGUAUUGGAAGUAGCAUCACAACAAUGUCCCAGUUUUCUCAGAGUUGUUUUCAAAUGUUUUUUCCUAGCUUUCUCUGA